Thunnus maccoyii (southern bluefin tuna) is the source of this 7341-nucleotide messenger RNA. RefSeq names its product A kinase (PRKA) anchor protein 12b (gene akap12b). Lineage: Eukaryota; Metazoa; Chordata; Actinopteri; Scombriformes; Scombridae. Gene Ontology annotation, biological process: signal transduction; regulation of protein kinase C signaling. Gene Ontology annotation, molecular function: protein kinase A binding; calmodulin binding. Gene Ontology annotation, cellular component: cytoplasm. The record is from RefSeq and is a predicted model, not a curated record. Bases 245 to 4858 code for a protein of 1537 amino acids. The transcript is spliced from 4 exons.
GGAGGAGGAGGGGGUGUCCUAAAACAGUUUGCUGGUCCUCACAUUUCAUCACUCCAGAUCCAGGCCACCCCGGGGCGGAGCUGCACUGUAGAGCUCGUAAUUCGGACGCGUUUGGAUACCAGCUUCUGUAACCCAGUUGUGUGUGUUAUCUUCGUGGUUGACUCGGGGUAGUUUUUUUUUUUUUUUUUGCUUUAAAUUGAACAUAACCAAAGACAAGAAGUGUCCACCUCUGUGUUUGUUAGCCAUGGGAGCAGAGAGCUCAGUGCAGCGGGACGUGAAGAGCCAGGAGGAUGCCUCAGCCUCAGCCUCAGCCGGGGAGCUUAGUGCGGAGGUGAAGGUGCUCCAGGAGGGAGGCAGCGUCCUCGACAGCAAGGCUCUACAGAAGAAUGGACAAAUCUCCAGUACGACCAGCCUGAAUGGACACUCUGAGGACAACACACUGGCAGAAGUUGGCCAACCAGAUGGUGUGUCUGUAGCUCAGAAGGAGGAGGCUCCUGAGACUAUGGACACCAUCCAGGAUGAAGUGGCUCCUCAAGUGAAUGGCGAGAAAGUGGAGAAAGAGUCUCCUGAUGCCAAUGACAUCUCCGUUGUUGAGGAGAAGGCAGCGGAGGAGAAACCUGAUGAUGCCAGCGAAGUGGGCUUCAAGAAGAUCUUCCGUUUUGUGGGCUUUAAGUUCACACUGAAGAAGGACAGAAGUGAGGAGAAAGAUCCUGUGAAGCUACUGACAGUCAAAGAUAAAGAAGGAGAGGAGGUCAGUGCAACUGAUGAACCUGCAAAGGAGAAGGAGGAGGAAGCUGCCACUGCUGAGGAGAAGAGCACGACUGAAGAAAAGGAGGCUAACACAGAGGCAUCUACUGCUGAGGCUGAAGUCAGUAAAGAUACUGAUAAGGCUGAAACCACUGAUGUCUCAGGUGACAACAUUGCAGCUGAAACUACUGAUGAAGCAGUCAAGGAGGAAGGAGCUGAGAAGGAAGGUGAGAUGAGUCCACCAUCCCAGGAGAACACUGUGUCCUCCUUCAGGAAGUUCUUCAGCGGAGGACUCUUCUCUAACCUGCGAAAGAAAGCCAGCAUCAAGAAGACAAAAGAAGAGGAAGACAAGGAGGCAGCUGUUGAGGAGGAGACAGCCAAGACAGAAGAAACUGCUGCUGUUGUGGAAGAUAAGGAGGAGAAGGUUGAAGCAGAGCAAGAAACAAAGGAGGAGGCACCAGUGACUCCAGAGGAAGAAAAAUCAGAGCCCAAGGAAGAGGCACCAGCUACUCCUGAGGAAGCAAAAUCAGAGCCAACCCCAGAGCCUGAGGCCACUAGUGAAACUCCUGCUCCUACAGAAACUACUACUGAUGAGGUCAAACAAGACGAGGAGAAGACACUACCUAGUGUGGAAGAGGAAAAAGCUCCAGCAGAGGUGACAUCUGAGGCUGAGCUGCUAUCAUCACAGGAGAAGGUGAAGCCCCAGGGAAGCCCACUGAAAAAGCUUUUCACUGGAGCUGGCUUGAAGAAACUCUCCACUAAGAAACAGAAGAACAAGAAAGAUACUGAGACCAAGUUGACUGAGUCUGGGGAGCAGGCGUCUGAGCAACUUCAAUCCUCCACUGAGUCAGCAGAGGCUCCAAAAACUGACAGUGGGCCCUCAUCUCCAGAGGAGUCAGGAGAGCAUGUUCUGGCUGUGGAGGUGAGCCAGCUGGAGUCCAGCCAAGAGACUGAUGGUGAAGUUACCUCUGAUGGAGAGAAGAAAAAAGACGGCAUCAUUGCCUGGUCCUCCUUCAAGAAGCUAGUGACGCCUAAGAAGCGUGUAAAAAGGUCUUCUGAGAGUGAAGAUGAAGCCACAGGUGAGAAACCAGCAAAGUCAGCCACCUUGUCCUCUUCUGAGAGCACUGCAUUAGCAGAUAAGAGCGUUGAGGAGGAGGUGAAGGAGGAUAAGCCCUCUGAGGAAGAGCCAAAGACUGAAACCACUGAGAAAUUGGUCAGCAGCAAUGAGGAGCCCAAAAAGAAAAUGGACACCUCUGUGUCCUGGGAGGCUCUGAUGUGUAUGGGUGGACCCAAAAAGAGGACUAGAAGGACCUCUGAUUCUGAUGAUGAGGAGACCAAGAUUGAAGAGGAUGCUCCAGAAGCAGCAGCAGCAGCAGCAGCAGCAGAAGAAGAAGAGCAGGAGGGCAAAGCUGAGGUUGCUCUCGUUACCUCCCAAAACACUGAGAGUGAAGGUGAAGUUGCUUCCUCCCCUGAACCUUUAAAUAGCCCCCCUGAGAGAGAGUCAGCUUGGGACACACUGAAACGCAUAGUUAUGUCAAAGAAGGUCAAAGCUGAGGAAAAGGCUGAGGAGAGCGCAGAACACGUCCAGUCAGACAGUGAAGCACCCAAAGAUGACUCGUCAUUCUCUUUGAGAAAGUUCUUCCCAGGACGCAGGAAGAAGAAGUCUGACAAACAAGCCUCCACUGAACAGGGCUCAGGUGAGGAGGACUCUGACACUCCAGCAGUGGUUCCUCUUUCAGAGUAUGACGAACAAGUUCAAGAUACACAGGAGGAACCAGCAGAGUCAGCUACAGUCCAAAUCAAAGUGUCUGCUGAAGAUAGAUCCCCUUCAUGGAUCCCAGCCAUCAUGGAAGAUAUUGAUGACAACCAUGAUCAGCAGCUGAGUGACAUUCCAGAGGAAGCAGAGAACGCUGCCACACCAAAGUCUGUUGACACUGACGUGGCAGAUGAUGAAUCUGAAGACCAGGCUAUUCUGUCUCCUAAAGCUGCAGGACGCACAGGGCGCAGACUGUCCACAGCUGAGGUGAAACCUGUUGCUCAAGCUCCACCUGCAGAAACCACCCCUGUUCCUCAGGGACCCAAGUCAGAAAGUGCAAAGGAGGUCGUGGAGGGUAUUGAGGCCCAAAUCAAUGAAAUUCCAGUCAAGACAUCUGUGACUGUUGAAGAUGUGCCAGUAGAGGUAGCCACUGAAAAAAUUGAGUAUGAACCACCAACUGAGAGUGCUGAAUCCAAGACAAAUACCAUCCUGGAGCCACACUCUAGUGGCGAGGCCAUGGCUAUCUGCACUGGCCUAGGAACCAAGGAGAUUGCCAAAGUAGCUCUGGAGAAACCUGCAAUGCCCAUCAGAGAGUGUGUGGCUGUAAUCCGUGAUGGUUUAAGUACAGAGGUGUCAAUUGAAGAAAAGGAGGCAAAGAUUGAGGAAGCCAAUCUUGCAGAAGAUUUGGUGCUCAAGGCCCAAGUGCACCAAGUAGAAACCACUCUGCUUGAGCAUGCUGUUGAAAAUUCAUUGAGUGAAAUGGCAGACAUUCAAGCCGCCACUGAGAGCUAUGAACCCGACAUUGAGAAGGUUGGAAUCAUCAGCACUGUUCUGGAGGAGUCUGAAGUGGUUCAGCCCACGACCAUGACUGAGAACUCUCCUAAAGCUGUAGUAGUCAAUCCCAUUACACCAACAUCUGAAACUGCUGUCUGCAUCCAGAGUGUAGAAGUCACUGAGCAAACUGUGGAAACCAAGGAAGUGGAAAUGGAAAUGGAGCAACUUGCUGCCACUGAAGAAAUGACCCCUGUAAAAGAAAUAGUUCAAGUUGUGACUAAUGAGAUAUCAUCCGCCAUAUGUGAUGCCACAAAGAACACCGGCACCAAGGAGACCGAGCCAGCCAUUCCUGUAGUUUUACUAAGUGAGGAGAUUCCUGUUAUCACAGAAACAGUGGUCCUUGUCGCCCCGAGCAGUGUGGAGCCUGACCAAGUGGCAACCUCCGACGUGGUGGUCAUGGAAAAUGCAUCAGUGUCAGAGCCAGUCGGUGAUGAGCCAAUCCAGGUGCAGGAAACCAAGGAGGAGGAAACAGUCGUAGAGUCUGUGGAGGCCACUACCAUUGAAACACCAGAGACAGAGAUCCAUGCUGUCAUUGAGCAGACCAGCGAGAAGAUGGUGGAUAUCGAAGAUGACGUGCAGCAGGCCAGUCAAAUUGAGGCCCAGAGCAUGGUCAUUGCCCAGACGGUCAUUCUGGAUGCCGUGGACAAAGUUUCAGAAGAUGCACCUGAACCCAAAAAGCCAGCCACCCCAACUACCACCAUCCCAGCACCAGUCCAGGCAGUAGCAACCACAGAGAAAGAGAUUGAGAUCCCAGCAGAGACCCCUAUUAUCACUGACACCCCUGUUGCUGUCGUCUGCGAAAAACCAGCACCUAAGUCACCACAGCCACUGCACGUUGCCAUGGAAGUCAUUGACACAAUCCCAAUAGAGGUCACAGAGAGCCUUGGUGCCUCUGUAGAGGAGGAGAAAAAAUCAGAGGAAGGGUUGAAGAAAGCUGUGGAGGUAAAAGUAAGUGAAGAAAUCGUCAUAGUGGAAGAAGUUUUAGAGAUAAAGGCAGAUAGUCCAACAGAUGAAGCUCUUGAAGAGGUCAAGGAGGAGCCAAGCAAGGAAACAGCAGAAGUACAAGAAGCAGCUGAGGAAGUGAAACCACAAUCAGAGGAAACCAAGUCCGCCCCUUCAGAGGAGGACAAGGAGAACGUGACUGAGAGCCACGCGCCAGUCCAGAUGGUUCUGCAGAUAGCACAGGUGGUUGAGGAACUGACAGUAGAAGAGGAGGCCGUGGUAGAGUUUGACAGCAACGGUCCUGUGGGCGCUGAAGACACUGAUGUUAAAGAUGAGAAACCUGAAAGUGAAAAACAAGAGUCAGAAAGUCUCUCGACGCAGUCAGAAGAACCUGAAAUGACAGCUUCUGCAGAGGUCGCCACUCCCAGCCAAGUGACAGAGGCAGCAGCCAGCCAGCCAGAGACAGAGAAAUCACCAUCGGGAAAGUGUGCAGAGGUGAUGGCGCAGGUGAUCGAAGUGAUUGAGGAGGCUGUGAAGGAGAUUGAGCCUGUGUCCACAGAGAUCACAGCAGCAUCAUGAGCAGCUGAAGAUGCAAGACCGAUGCCUGGGAGACACACAGUCUGGACCAGGAAGUGAGUGAUGAGGGAGAGAGAGAGAGAGAGAGAGAGAGAGAGAGAAAGAAAGAAAGAGGCUGCUCUGUGGUAACAGGCUGAGACUGGGCUCCGCCUUUCCCAGCCCAGAGAGACUGAGUGACUGAGCAACAGCUCCGCCAUUCUCUCCAUCUCCCCUUCCAAACGUACCCCCUACCCCACCCUGCAGCCCUAUCACAGCGACGUGAUGUCCCACCGCCAUAUCCUCACCCACUCACUCACUCUCACGCACACACACACUCACGCAUGUCCUGUGCCUCAGAAGCAUCCAAUCUGGCUUGUAAUCCGUGUGAUGUAUGUUCGGUGUCUCAGUGACUUUCCAUUGCCCUUGCUGCAUAAGGCAAGAGUCUGCAACCUGGACGAGUGUGUAUCUGUGCAUAUGUGUGUGUGCGUGCGCUAGUGUGUUUGUAUGUGUAUAGUAGCUAGAGUGAGAUUGUGUCAGAAGGUGAAGAGAUGGAGGAUUAUUAUCUUGUAUAUUGUAUUUAUAUCUUGAGUAUUUUCCUUUAUUCACCCCUUUAUUUUUUCAUGUUUUUUGCCCUAAUUUGUUAUUGUAUGACAUUGUUGCAUUUUUUUUUUUUUAAUUAAGGCUGUGAUACAUCAGGUGUUCUUUUAAGCAACAUAAUGGCAAUCAAUUUAAAGUAUGACACAGAGAAACAUCGAAAAAGUUUGUUGUAAAAAUGAUCUGGCCGACAGGAAUUUACCAAAACAAAUUGUUGCAUAAAAAGUGCCCUGUGUAUCACACCUUCAAUAGUCACAUUCAAAGAUUAUUUCAAGACUCUGUAGCAAUUAUAACUAAACCAAGGUACAAGUGUGAUUCCACUGUCAGUAAGUGAUAACCCUGACUGCAAAAAUCUAAAUAGGAGGGCAGAGAGUGUGAUGAUAUCUACUAGAAAUGUACCACGUUUGACUUUUGAAACAUUCAUCUUGUCACAAUGUGUUGCCCAAUCUGCACCUCACCAAAAUACUUCAUCAUCGUGUAGAUAAGGAAAACAAUCACUGCCUGAUUUACUGUGAAAAAAAACAACAUUGUUACACAUUGUUUCAUGUAAUAAUACAAUAAAAUUCUAUAAUAACACCCUCAUUUGAUCAUGUGGCAGAGGUAUUUGGUAAAUAGUGAUGUGCAGCAGAUACAUAUGCCAAUUUUUGACACUGGAUGAGUCAAACUGGGUAGACACGUGCAUGUGAGAAACAUACAAAGCAUAACAUGUGCACAGAGUUACUGUGUGAUAUGUGUAUUUUUGAUGUGUGGCAGUUUAACUGAGAUUAACAGCUUCUGUACUACACUAUAUUUAUGUCUCCUGAUGGAAAGAAAGUAUGUUGACGCCCUCUGUUGCCUACAGAAAGUAGUACACCCAUUAAUUGAUGUAACCAACGUCAACUGUAUGUUUUAACAGGAGUGAUAAAAAUAUGAAAAUGUUAUUUGUUCAGUUCAGUCUUAUGCUAAACCUGCACUAUGUUGUGUACAUCACCCAGCAUGAUAGCUCAGGUUCAUUAAACUGGCACCAGGGAGGACGUAGGUUGAGGAUCUAGAGAGGCACAGAUAGACAGACACAUGGUACCAGAGAUAAAAAACAAAAGCUCAUUUUACUCUUAAUUUAAAAGCCAAAUCUAGUUAGGAUAAAUCAGGGUCAUGUCCUUUGCAUUGCUCACAGGAUAAGACAUGAGUUGCAUCCAAUUAAAUUCUACUCAGCCACUUUCAUUCACUCAUAAAACCUAAGUUAUAUGGUCAGGGGUUUCUUUUGCAACUUUAUUGGCAAAGUGGGCAAUGUGCUUUGGAUGUACGAAUAUCUGAAGCAUUACCGGGACCCUGUUUUUCCACCAAAGCAAACAUGUGACCAUGGGUUACACUGAUAUUAGUUUAAUUCAUACCAAAUUUGGCAAACUUGAAUUGUGUCAAUCAUUCUGACAUUACGAGAAUUAAAGGUGAGUGCUUCUAUUUAGUUGUUAAACCAGUGGCUAUAAAAGCUCACAUUUCACUAAGCUUUACGACCAAAUGACAAAGAUCAGGAAGUUAGGACCCCUGUUAGGUCACGACUUACCUUUACUUUGACUCAAUAGGGUGUGUCACAUCCAUACUUGCUUUAUGUAAAAUAAAUGAUUAAACAAGAGAGAGUGGACUAAAGAAUUUUGCUAUUGUUGCAUAAUGUAAAGCAUUUAGUUGGGGCACCCGCCCACCUUCAGUCCUCCCUGCUUUUUGUAACACACUUAACUGUGAACCUGUUAACAUUUGUACAGAUUGUAUACCUGUGUACUUACAAAUCAUAUUGUUGUAAUAAUAACUAAUAACCUACAGCCAUUUAUCAUAAUAUUCAUGUAGCAUGGUCUUAAUUGUCUUUUAUAUUUUCCAUGCUGUUAAUAGUAAGGAUACAGAAACUUGUCUAUAUUUCAUUCAAUAAAGUUAGAGAAAACUGG